Molecule: messenger RNA, 3882 nt
Organism: Ipomoea triloba (trilobed morning glory)
Lineage: Eukaryota; Viridiplantae; Streptophyta; Magnoliopsida; Solanales; Convolvulaceae
Exons: 2
Coding region: 1-3882 (1293 amino acids)
Molecular function (GO): RNA-DNA hybrid ribonuclease activity; nucleic acid binding
Source: RefSeq, a predicted model, not a curated record
AUGGCCUUAGAUGCUAAGGUCAAGCCAAUGUUUAUCUUUUUAAUGGAGACUAAGGUACGACAAAAUCAUGCGGAACGGUUGAAGAAUAAAUUGUGUUUCGAAGGUCUGUUCUAUGUGGAUGGUGGCGGUUUAGGAGGUGGACUAGCAUUGUUAUGGCGAGAUAAGGGGGUUGCGAGCCUAAUUAGUUACUCUAAAAAUCAUAUCGAUGUCCAAGUAAGGUUGCCUGGUUACAAUGCUUGGCGUGUGACUUUUUAUUAUGGCUUCCCAGAAAGAGGCAGACGUCAGCAAGCAUGGGAUUUUUUGAGAUCUCUGAAGCAUAAAUCCGAUCUUCCAUGGAUGGUGGUAGGAGACUUUAAUGAUAUUGCAUCGCCAGAGGAAAAACGUGGUAUCCAUCCUCACCCCACUUCAUUGAUUGAUGGUUUUAACUCUGCUUUGGAAGACUAUGGUCUUUUUUAUCUUGGGAUGCGAGGAAGACGUUUCACAUGGGAACGUGGUAAAGGGACUGAAAACUGGGUUGAGGAGAGGCUGGACAGAGCUGUGGUGGGGGUGGAUUGGUGUAGUCUAUUUCCUCACGCGUCGGUCCUGAAUUUUGAAGUCCUUACUUCUGAUCAUACUGCAAUUUUCGUAGAAUUGGAGGCCACAAAAAUAGCGCGUCGACGCAGAAGUUUUCUAUUUGAGAAUGCAUGGCUCACAGAGAAUGGUUGCAAAGAAACGGUUCUUGAAUCCUGGAAUGCCUCGUGCGGUGAAUGGUUUCCUAACAGGCUUGAUCAUUGUGGAAUGGCGUUAAAGAAAUGGGGUGGAGGCUUUGUGAAGCGUGUUCAGAGUGAUAUUCAGAACAUUCAAAGGCGGCUUACCAACUUAAGAGAUGGCGGGACGCUGACACACUGGCUCUUGAAGGGUGAUAGAAAUACUAAAUUUUAUCAUCUUUAUGCGUCAGCCAGGAAGAGGAAAAAUCGAAUCCAGAGAUUACAAGAUGGUACAGGUCAGUGGGUGGAGGGGACUGAUUUGUUGGGAGUUGCAUUGAAUUAUUUUCAGAAUAUUUUCUCUACUAAAGGCUCUCAUGCAGAUGGUUUAUUGGAGGAUUUUGUGCCAAAAGUCACUGAUAUGGACAAUGCUUGUUUAAUGCAAUCUUUUACGGUGGAUGAAGUGAAAGAGGCCCUAUUUUCCAUGGCCCCGGAUAAAUCACCGGGUCCGGAUGGGUUUAGCCCGGCAUUCUAUCAGCAUUUCUGGAAUGAAAUCAGUCCUGAUGUGGCUAAUUUUAUUAUUGGUUGUGCUAAUGGUGCAGGUUUUCCAACAGGGAUGAAUGAUGCUAUAAUCACUCUUAUUCCAAAGAAGUCUGUACCAGUAACCAUGGCGGACCUGCGACCAAUUGCACUAUGCAAUGUCACAUAUAAAAUACUUUCUAAAAUGAUUGCUAAUCGCCUUAAAGGAGUGCUUGAUCAUGUGGUCUCUCCGAUGCAAAGCGCAUUUAUUCCCGGCCGUUUAAUCACUGAUAAUGUAUUAGUGGCAUCUGAAGUUAUUCACUAUCUGAAUCGGAAAAGGGAGGGCAGGGAUGGUUGGUGUGCUUUAAAACUAGACAUGGCGAAGGCAUACGACAAAAUGGAGUGGCCUUUUUUGAAGGAGAUUAUGAGUCGGAUGGGGUUCCAUAAUGGCUUCAUCGAUCUUGUAAUGAACUGUGUCACUACAGUUCGGUAUAAGGUUGGAGUAAACGGUGAUCUGACAGAUUAUAUUGUGCCAACAUGUGGUCUGAGGCAAGGUGACCCCUUGUCGCCUUACCUGUUUAUUCUUUGUGCGGAAGGCCUCUCUCAUUUGCUUUUAGGGGCAGUUCGUCAAGGACUGGUUUCGCAGUGUUCUGUGGCUAGGGGAGCUCCUGGAAUAUCUCACCUAUUUUUUGCAGACGAUAGUUUGUUAUUCUUCAAGGCUACCCUACAAGAGGCAGAAUCAGUAAAGUCCUGCUUGGUGAAGUAUGAACGACUCUCUGGGCAGUCUGUUAACUUUGGAAAAUCCUGUAUUGUAUUCAGUAGGAACACGAUGGAGCCGUUGAGAAAUAGUGUGGCUGCGGUUUUUAAUGUUCAACAGAGUGGUAAUGUUGGCCGAUAUUUAGGCUUACCUAUGGGAGUGGGCCGAAAUAAAAGAGAGAUUUUUUCAUAUAUUGAGGCUAAGUUACAACAUCGGCUUGGAGGGUGGAAUAAGAAGGUGCUCUCUAGGGCGGGCAAGGAAAUAUUACUUAAAAGUGUGGCUCAAGCCCUACCUACCUACACUAUGAGUAUAUAUUUUCUUCCUAUUACUAUGUGUACUCGUUUGGAGCGGAUGAUGAAUAAGUUUUGGUGGUCUUCGGGAAGCAGUAAUGGUGGAGGUAUAAGGUGGAUGGCCUGGGAACGCAUGUGUGGUCCUAAAGCUUUCGGUGGGUUGGGUUUUAAAAGUCUCCAUAAGUUUAAUCUGGCUCUGUUGGCAAAGCAGGGCUGGAGAUUGUUAACUAAGCCUAAUUCCUUAGCUGCUAGAAUUUAUAAAGCGAGGUACUUCCCCAAGUCUGAUUUUUUGGAUGCUAAUAUUGGUGCUAAUCCUAGUUUUUGCUGGAGGUCUAUAUUGGCCGGUCAGGAUGUACUCAGGAAAGGGUGUUAUAGGCGAAUUGGAAAUGGGCGCUCAACCUUUGUGUGGAAGCAGCCUUGGCUUCCCGAUGAUGUUAAUCCAUUCCCUAUCUCUCCGUCCCUUGGGCAUGAUCAAAAUUUGCAGGUCAGUUCUUUGCUCCACCCUCAAACUUAUGAUUGGGAUAUUGAUAGGCUGAAUUCUAUCUUUGUUCAGCGUGAUGUCGAAUUAAUCAUGCGGAUCCCAGUCUCUAUUAACUUUGAGGAUCACUGGUGCUGGAGAGGCGAUUUGAGAGGGUGCUAUUCUGUUAGACAUGGGUAUCGCAUGUUAUCUACCCCGAAUGAACAGGAUGUUGCUGCGCGCGGAAUUUGGCGUGUGUUGUGGCGUCUAAAAAUUCCACCCAGUGUUCAUAACUUUCUAUGGCGAUGUGUUCAUAAUGUUCUUCCCACAAUGACUGCUCUUCACCAUCGUGGGGUGAGUGUUGAUAUUCUUUGUCCUUUAUGUAAUGAUAUGCCCGAAACUAUACAACAUUUAUUCUUUGAAUGCCCCCUUACGGCUUCGACUUGGUCUGAUCUUACUCAACCGGUUAAUGCUAGCUCUGGUUUCGCGACGUGGCUGGAAGGUGUGGUAGUUGCUGGUAAUAUGAUGACAAUACUCCGGAGUGUGGCGAUCUGCUGGAGUAUUUGGCGGAGGAGAAAUGGGCUAAUAUGGAAUAGCACACCAUGGCAUGCAAACAAUGUUCCUUCUGAAGCUGUUCAACUUGUUAAUGAUUGGAUAGGUCUGCAAAAUGAGGUUGUAGCUGCUGCCUGUUUACCGCAACUGGGUGGUGCUUCUAACAUGAAUGAAGGGAUGCUCAGGUAUUACGUGGAUGCGGCUGUAUUUCCAAAUCAUGAUCAUGUGUUUUACGGUGUGGUCAUUUUGAAUUGUGAUGGUGGCUUUGUGGCUGAUCGUAAUGGUUUUUUCCGUUGCAUGAACAAUGCUGAUCUUGUAGAAGCCAUGGCAAUAAAGGAAGCAUUGUCUUGGGCUAAAGAUAGAGGUGAUAUGAAGAUUUUGGUCCUUUCUGAUUGUCAGAAGGUCUGUAAGUUUAUUAAUAGGUCCGUAGUGGACCUAUCUUAUGCGGGUUGCGUCAUUGAAGAUUGCAAGGCGAUUCUAAGACACUUUGAUGUAGUGUCAGUUUGUUUUGUUCCUAGAUCAGCGAAUAAGCUUGCCCAUGCAUUAGCUAGAGCGGCUCAUUCACAGUCUGGUCCUUCUGUUUGGAUUUCGUCUAUUCCUCCAUGUCUUGAACCUUUGAUUUAA